Dermacentor andersoni is the source of this 6903-nucleotide messenger RNA. NCBI's taxonomy places the organism in Eukaryota, Metazoa, Arthropoda, Arachnida, Ixodida, Ixodidae. The record is from RefSeq and is a predicted model, not a curated record.
AUGAGAAAAGCAACUCAUGUGGGUCUUUUUAUUGUGCUGAAGGAGUGGAGUUGGGGAGCUGUGCUCCUAGCGGCGUUACUCUUGCUGCUAGACUCGCAGGCACAUGGCAGGAGACACCUCAUUCGCCACGGUCGUCAGCGGCGGCAGCACCAACACCUACAUCACUUCCACCAUAACGUGACGCUGGGUUUAAAGCCGGGGUCGUACCAAGAAUCAGGUCCCUGGGGUCCCUGGACUGCUAGCAGUUCCUGCUCGAGGACCUGCGGUGGGGGCGUCGCCUACCAAACGCGAGUCUGCGAGCACUUCAGACAUGACGGAUUGCACGGCUGCACCGGUCCAUCCAGGAAGUACUUCUCUUGCAACGUCGAAGAAUGUCCGGUCCACACAAAGGACUUCAGGGAAGAGCAGUGUGCCCGGUUCAACAGCAUACCCUUUGAAGGGCGCUACUACAACUGGAUGGCUUAUUACAAUGCUGCCAACCCCUGUGAGCUAAACUGCAAACCGAAAGGUGGGCGAUUCUACCACCGACAUUCAGCCAAGACCAUCGACGGUACGCGGUGUCAUGAUGAUGGCAGCCUAGACGUUUGUGUCGAUGGAGCUUGCAUGCCUGUCGGGUGUGACAAGAUGCUGGGCUCGGACGCCGUGGAGGACAAGUGCCGGGUGUGUCGGGGUGACGGUAGCAGCUGCAGCACAGUCGAGGGCGUCUUUAACUUGGAUAACUUAAAAGUCGGUUACAACGACAUCCUGUUGAUUCCAUCGGGAGCUACGAACAUCAGAAUUGAAGAGAAGUUCCCCACAAACAACUAUCUUGCCGUUCGCAACGAGACUGGCUACUACUACCUCAAUGGCAACUGGCGCAUCGAGCUCUCCCGGAGCGUCCGCUUUGCUGGCACUGUGUUUCAUUACGAGCUGCUCAACCACCGUGCCAAUGCUCCCGAGAGCUUGGUCGCCCUUGGGCCAACGAUUGAGACCAUUGUCAUUGUGCUUCUGUACCAGGAGAAAAACCUGGGCAUCACGUAUGAAUACUCAGUGCCUCACGGUGUCAGUCAGCGGCAGCCGGACAUGUACAGCUGGAACACGGGAGACUUCGGAGAAUGCUCACAGACCUGCGGGGGAGGUGCUCAGUCCCGCCUGGUCUACUGUACGAGCGCAACCACAUUUGAAAAGGUGUCUGACGACCUGUGCAACCCGACAGUCAAGCCCCAAGCCACCAGAGUCUGCAACCCAGAACCGUGCCCUGCAACGUGGUAUGUUGGGGAGUGGGAAGACUGUUCCAAGUCUUGCGGCAAUGGCACGCAGGAGCGAUUGGUGUUCUGCCAGCGGCACACCGAGGUUGGCAGCUUGCUGACUGCUGACUCGGAUUGCAAAUCCUCUGGGCCCAGGCCAGAACGGCUGCGGGAUUGCAGCUCCUAUGCAGAGUGUGCCUCCUGGAAAGCGGGCAACUGGACGGAGUGUGAUCGUCUGUGUGGAGAAGGCACUCAGAUUCGAGAAGUUGUGUGCAUCAACCCUCUCGAUGGUGAGACUGUGGAGGUCCUGGAUGACUCUGGUUGUGAUGAAUCGAAAAAACCGCCCUCCAACCAAACCUGUGAGCUGCGACCCUGUGAUGGCACAGAAUGGGUCACUUCACCGUGGUCUGGGCAAUCGCAGUGUGAACUUCCAUGUUCGUCGCGCAUCGAGACCCGGCAGGUGCUCUGCACUAAUGAGGAGGGGAUAGUUUUCCCCAAUGAGUAUUGCGAUGACGAGAAGCGGCCCAACACGACCAAACCAUGUGACGAGGACGACAGUGCCCUGGACGAGGAGUGCCAGUACAUGUGGCACUACUCCAAGUGGAGCCCCUGUUCCACGGAGUGCGGGAAUGGCAUGCAAACCCGCAAGGUGUUCUGUGUCAGCUUUAUCGACGGGAACAUCGUCAAUGUGACGGAUGACAAUUGCAACCCAGCAGAACAACUUAACUCAACUCGGGAGUGUACUGUAGAGGCUCUCUGUAAUGGCACUUGGGUCGCUGCUCCCUGGAAUCAGUGUUCAACGCCCUGCGGUGGUGGUCAGCGCACAAGAACUAUCAUUUGCCACGUCAAUGGGAAACCAGCUGCACCUGAGAAUUGCGAUGUCAGCAAGAAGCCCUUUGACACUGAGUCAUGCAACAUGAAUGCUUGCGACGAAGCUGAGGGACCUGACUUUGAAGGGCGCCAGAACUGCACGGAGUCGCUGUACGGGUGCUGCGAGGACAAUGUGACCUUUGCUCUGGGAUCCGACGGCGAAGGUUGCUGCGUGGUGACUGAGUUUGGCUGCUGCCGUGACAAUGUCACCGCAGCGACAGCAGCUGACGGGUGCCUCUGCAACACGACAGUACAUGGAUGUUGUCCUGACAACGUUACUGUUGCAUUGGGUCCCGAGUACGUAUGCCACUACUUCUUCGAGGGAUGUGCCUGUGAGCACCAUGCUUUCGGUUGCUGUCCUGACAAGAAGUCGCCGGCUGAAGGUCCUGACCUUGAGGGCUGUGUCAUCUGCACCAACACGACCUUUGGAUGCUGCCCCGAUGACAGCACUGCAGCACUGGGACCCAACUUUGAAGGCUGUGAAGGGUACGAGACCAACUGCACAACCACCACAUUCGGCUGCUGCCCCGAUGGAGUGCAAGCCGCGGAGGGUGAGAAAUUCGCCGGUUGCACCGUGGCAUGCGAGGGCACCCCGUUCGGCUGCUGUCCCAAUGGACUGGCUCCAGCUUCGGGUAUUGGCUUCGAGGGGUGUGACAACUGCAGCGAGUCACUCUACGGAUGCUGCGCAGACAACACUUCCUUUGCCCUCGGCCCAGACGGCGAGGGCUGUUGCUUCCACACCGAGUUUGGCUGCUGUCUCGACAACAAAACGGAAGCGCAGGGACUCGACUGGGCAGGCUGCAGCUGCCAUACGACGCCACACGGCUGCUGCCCUGAUGGAAUCGCCACUGCUAGCGGCCCCAGGUGCGAUCAAAAUAAUAGAAACUGCGGCUGCAGAAGUAGUAAUGAGAUACAAUGCAGGGAUGAAAGAAGCCUCCUCUCAUAUUCUGUGAGAAAUGAAAAUACAACAAAGCAGCUAGGGCAUUCAAAGAGCAGAAGAGAAAGGUACUACGGAUGCACAUGUCACAACUAUCCAUUUGGCUGUUGCCAAGACAAGCACACACCGGCCGACGGUCCCGACUUUGAAGGGUGCAUCUGCUCUCGUCUGCUGUACGGUUGUUGCCCCGACGAUGUCACUCCCGCUGAGGGUCCUGACAUGGCAGGCUGUCCGUGCCAGAUCACAAAGUUUGGUUGCUGCCUUGACCAACGCACUCCUGCCCGCGGACCCAACCUGGCCGGGUGUGGCUGCGACACCAUGCCUUACGGCUGCUGCCCUGACCAACGAACACCGGCCCGCGUACCUGGCUUUGGUGGCUGCCCGUGCACAGCGAUGCCAUAUGGCUGCUGCCCCGACCAUUACACUGCUGCCCAAGGACCAGACGGCAGAGGCUGCGAGUGCGAGAAGCUGCUCUAUGGCUGCUGCCCCAAUGGUCGCACACCGGCCACAGGCCCCAGCCUGGCUGGCUGUACAUGCCACCACUACCCUUACGGGUGCUGCCCUGACGGACAAACUCCUUUUCGAGGUCCUGAAUACGAUGGCUGCACCUGUGCCAUGACUGCCUACGGUUGCUGCCCCGACGGGGUCACUGCCGCCAGGGGGCGCAAUUUCGAAGGCUGCCAAGAUACAACGGUCAUGCCUACCCCCAACGUCAGCGUCAGCGUGUGUGGCCUACGCGAAGAGCAUGGCCCCUGUCACAACUAUAUGGUCUACUGGUUCUUCAGCGUCACCGAUGGUCGCUGCAACCGCUUCUGGUACGGAGGUUGUGAGGGCAAUGGAAACCGGUUCAACUCAGAGGAAGAGUGCAAGAACACCUGCGUCAAACCUGAAGGACCUGAUGCCUGCCUACUUCCAAAGGUGAUUGGUACAUGCGACGGCCAGUACCAGCAUUGGUACUUCGACGCGACCACUCGCUCCUGCGAGUCGUUCAUGUACGGAGGUUGCCUCGGAAACAACAACCGCUUUGCCAGCAAAGACCUGUGCGAGCAGACCUGCCUGCACCAGGAGAAGCUUGACCCGUGUGAGCCGUCAGCAGCACCUGGACCAUGCAGGGGCUCGUACAAGAGGUUCUACUACGACCGGCAGGACAACCAGUGCAAGCGGUUCACGUAUGGUGGUUGCCAGGGCAACGCAAACAACUUUGCCACAGAAGAGGAGUGCUCAGAACGAUGCCUCAGGCUCAGCGCACAGGAAAUCUGCAUCCUGGCCAAGGAAGAAGGCCGCUGCCUCUCGGAGGACCGCAAGUGGUACUACGACUAUGUAGAAGGACGCUGCAAGGAGUUUGUCUACACGGGUUGCCAGGGCAACCGCAACCGCUUUAACACGCGCGACCAGUGCGAACGCAUGUGCAACUCUACAAGAGUCGCCGUGUCCCGUGACAUCUGCGCCCUGCCGAAGGAAGAGGGUCCAUGUCGGGCAGCCAUCCUGCACUGGCACUACAACAUGGCGGCUGGGCGCUGCGAGCAGUUCUACUACGGUGGCUGCGACGGAAAUGAGAACAACUUUGCCUCACACCUGGAGUGUGAACAGACGUGCGGACAGCCUGCUUCAACUGAGGAACCUGAGGAAGAGUUCCGACACGAGUUCUGCUUCAUGCCGAGUGAGGCAGGCCCCUGCACCAACAUGGAGGUGCGCUGGUUCUAUGACAAGCAGGAUGGCGUGUGCCGCGAGUUCCACUAUGGUGGCUGCCUUGGCAAUCGGAACCGCUUCCGGUCCCGUAGAGACUGCGAGGACCGCUGCUUCAGUUCUCAAGACCUGUGCAUGCUGCCGAAAGUGCAAGGCCCGUGCAGUGGCACGUUCACCCAGUGGUUCUACGAUCCCGAGACGGACCGGUGCCAUGAGUUCACGUACGGUGGUUGCCAGGGCAAUGCCAACCGCUUCAACGACCGUGAAGCCUGCGAGAAUCAGUGCCGCGAGGGGGUGCCAGUGCCUACAGAGCCACCCAUUGAGCGCCCCACGCCCCUUGAUGUGUGCACACUCCCGAAACAGCCUGGACCGUGCUAUGGCUUGCUGAUGAUGUGGUACUUUGACACUGCAACUCGUGAGUGCCGCAGCUUUACCUACGGAGGCUGCGAGGGCAACGACAAUCGCUUUGAGUCACGGGAGCUCUGUGAACAACGCUGUGGCCACCAUCGUGCAGGGCCAGGCAUAUGCAAGAAAACGGUCGACCCCGGCCACUGCAGUGAGGUGCAUGAACGGUGGUUCUACGACGCACAUACCGGCGUCUGCCUGCAAUUCGUGUACACUGGCUGUGGAGGCAAUAAGAACCGGUUCAAGUCGGCCGAAAUGUGCAUGAAGUUCUGCUCUGGAGUUUCAAGAAGUCGCACAUUCUACGUGGAGCUAAUUGAAGAGAAGAAAAGAGAAAAAGUCUGCAAAAAUGGGUCUAGAAUUAGUGAGCAUAACAUUUUUAACAAUAGGGUUCAUUGUGGCGUGAGCUUAGGUUCUGAUCUAUGGCAUUACGACGAAAACAGAUUCAUGAGUCGGUUAAUCCAAUCCAGAAUAAUCAAACCUUGGUUUCUUGCAGACCUGUCACCGCCCGUGCACCGUCCGGCAGAAAUGGCAGCACACGCAAAGCCCGAGGUGACAGCCAACGCCGGCUCUGACGUGACACUGUCGUGCCUCGACCGGCCAUUCCUGAUACUGUCUGUCACGUGGACCUUCCGCGAUGAGUUAGUUGAGAGCAAUAAGGGGCGCUUCAAGAUCUUGGUCGAUGGCUCGUUGCACAUCUCUCAGCUGACGGGCGACGACGCCGGCCCCUACCGGUGCACUGCCGACGACGGGCGCCAGAAGGUGUCACAUGUCACCAACCUCGUUGUGUUCGUGCCUGCUACAAUCAAGCCCUCGAGCGCGACGGUGACCGUGACUGUGUCAAGCACGGCACGACUGUUAUGCUUGGCCGUUGGCCACCCGACUCCCAUCGUACAGUGGUACCGGCACGGCAAGCAGCUGCCACAGCGGAGCGCGCGCUACGCCAUCCUAGCAGACUUCACGCUCGCCAUCCAAAACGUCACGCUCGAAGACGAGGACAUUUACAUGUGCCGCGCGUACAACUACUACGGCCAACCAGCCGUCUGGAAGGUGUCCCUCUCCGUGCUGCCAUUGAGUCGGGAGUCGGCAGUGCCGGGACGCCGCCGGCGCCGCGGUCAUGGCUCACGGGGUUCAUCAUUCCGGCGUACAGGCAGGAAAAUAUAUCUGACCGGCAACGGUGCGUAGCAACGCACAGUGGCACGAGAAGAUGGGAGCGGUCACUCUGUACUCGGUGUGGCUGGUGCCCUGUCUUAUUGCGUUGGUCAUGCUUUAAGUUAGUUGUAUGUGUGGACUUCAGGAAACUCUGUAGCUAGUGCCUCACUUCGGACUGUCUCUUUGUCCUUGGGCCGUUGUCACGGCAAGAAUGGUUUAUGUGCAUUCGAGCACAGAUUAAGCACAUUAUAUCUUCCAGAGUAGCAUGGUCUACCUUUGCAGAGUUUACAGUGUGCUCUUGAAUCACUACAGAUUGAAGAUAUUACAGGCAACUAUAGCUCCUUAAAUAGCUUGUUAAAGUAACGUAAAGAGUGAGGCUCUUACAGAACUACAUUUCAGGAAGCCAUCUGGAAUCUUGGAGCUCAAGGAAUAUUACAGUUUGAGUAAGAAAGGCUAAGGCUUAAGAAGUAAUUUAUUGCAAUCAUAAAUUUAAGUGACACAGUUCAAGCCUCUGGCACGAGGUGCAUCACAGGAGAAUUCUAGUUGGCCUGACAUGAGCUUUAUGUAUCACAAUGUCUGUACAUAUGUAUUCACAUGUUUUUCAUAACAUAAAAACAUAGCCAUACAGGA